GUGCGUCGGUAUAACGUAAAUUCAAUAAUUACACUUUGCAUAACUAGUCAAAACAAGUGUAUUGUUUGUUUUUAAACAUUCUGUGUGUAAUUUGUGGAAAACCCGUUGAAUAUUUUGUGAUGAUCACUGAUGUGAUGACAGUGAGUGUAAGAGAUAUAGUGUGAUUUAAAACGUUGUGAUCAAUUCGUCUCAUCAUUGAGCGACACAUACAGACGGCGCAGACAGACUUAUAAAUUAACAUGGCUUUUGCAGGACUCAAGAAACAAAUUAAUAAAUGCAAUCAGUAUGUCACAGAAAAAAUGGGCGGUGCGGAAGGCACCAAAUUGGAUUUGGAUUUUAUGGACAUGGAAAGGAAAACGGACGUCACAGUUGAAUUAGUUGAAGAGCUUCAGCUAAAAACCAAAGAAUAUUUACAACCAAAUCCAAAUGCUAGAGCGAAAAUGGCAGCUGUUAAGGGCAUUUCAAAAUUGUCAGGGCAGGCAAAAACAAAUACGUAUCCCCAACCAGAAGGCGUGUUGGGAGAUUGCAUGUUGACAUAUGGAAAGAAACUUGGCGAUGAUACAGUUUUUGCAUUGGCGCUCAUUGAAAUGGGUGAAGCCCUCAAACAGAUGGCAGACGUUAAAUAUUCACUUGACGAUAAUAUUAAACAAAAUUUCCUAGAACCUUUACAUCACUUACAAACCAAAGAUCUUAAAGAGGUUAUGCAUCACAGGAAAAAACUACAAGGUCGGAGACUAGAUUUUGAUUGCAAAAGGAGAAGGCAAGCUAAAGAUGAUGAAAUUCGCCAAGCGGAGGAUAAAUUUGCGGAGUCCUUGCACCUUGCGCAAGUUGGAAUGUUCAAUCUACUUGAAAACGAUGUAGAACAAGUUUCACAAUUAGCAACGUUUGCCGAAGGACUUUUGGACUACCAUCAGCAGUGCACAGAGAUAUUAAAGAACUUAACAGAAACUCUUCUAGAAAAAAAAGAGGAAGCAGCAAGCCGACCGAAGAUGGAGUUUGUGCCGAAAACUCUAGCGGAUUUGCAUAUCGAAGGCGUUUUAGAAGGUGGAGUAAAUGGUGGGAGACACACGCCCUCCUCCGGUUCCCUUUCUAAUCCCUACGGCUCAUCUAAUAAUAUUUCAUUGUUCAAUAGCACACAAAAUAAUCAAAACAAUAGCAGUCAGAGAUUUACGUCUUCCUCGAGUAAUAUUUCUAAUCAGAAUAACAUAAGAAAUACACAAAUGACGACAGGAUCUCAUAGGAUAAUUGGUUUCAAUCCUAGUAUCAUUAAUAAUUCCAAUAGCAACGGUAGUAAUGGCUUUUCAAACAAUAAGAAUAAUUAUAACAACUCGACAAAUAAUGAUUUAAUGAAUGGAUGGGACGCAUUUCAAAUGCCACCGCCAUACCAGGCUAAGAAUAAAAAUAAUGUUCAUGAUCCAUGGAUGACAGCGGUUAUGCCGAUGAAUGUUUGUUACUAUAUGCAACCUGCUGAUGCUAUAGAAGCUUCAUUAACUAUUCAUUGUACCAAAUGUAGCCACAAACACAGCCACCAUCGGAACAUGCUAACUCAGCCAGCCACCACAACCCAGCCUAAAGGCAAAGUUUUGAAAACGCAGAAUAACAAACAGUUUGCUAGGAAUUUAGUAGAAUUUGGACCAUUUGGACAAGUUUAA
This is a messenger RNA of Ctenocephalides felis (cat flea), 1652 nucleotides long. Its product is annotated as endophilin-A-like. The coding region runs from base 240 to 1652 and encodes 470 amino acids. The record is from RefSeq and is a predicted model, not a curated record. The transcript is spliced from 10 exons. NCBI's taxonomy places the organism in Eukaryota, Metazoa, Arthropoda, Insecta, Siphonaptera, Pulicidae. Gene Ontology annotation, molecular function: protein binding. Gene Ontology annotation, cellular component: cytoplasm.